Molecule: messenger RNA, 560 nt
Organism: Verticillium dahliae VdLs.17
Lineage: Eukaryota; Fungi; Ascomycota; Sordariomycetes; Glomerellales; Plectosphaerellaceae
Exons: 3
Coding region: 42-470 (142 amino acids)
Cellular component (GO): mitochondrion
Molecular function (GO): oxidoreductase activity
Source: RefSeq, a predicted model, not a curated record
GAGCUUCAAUUAGCUUCCUUCGCAUCGUCAACACCGCCAACAUGUUCCGUUUCCAUAAGACUCUCGACAUCAUCACUCUCUUCCACAAGGCUGGCGCGCCAGCUUCGCAGAGGGUUGCAACAAUCCUCAAGCAAGCUUCCGCCAAUGCCACGGCCAGUGCAACCGAGGACCAGGCCAGCGAUCACACUGCUCAGACUCAUCCCAAGCGUACCGAGUUCGAGCUCAACAUCACCGAGGAUCUUCCCACUGCCGACCAGGUCAAGACCAUUCUCGAAUAUGUUGGCCCCAGCAAGGUGUCCAGCAUCAUCAGCGGUGCUGCCAACGAGAGCGAAGCCCUGAAGAAAUUCAAGCUGGACAGCAACACCUUCCAGAGGCCUGUGGUUGUGGAUUGGAACAACGGCCGCGCCACGGCCGACAGCAACGAGUCCGAGAUCCUUAAACUGGUGAAUGCGCUCAACAAGGGCAACUAAAACCGCUUCAUUGAUAUACCCUCUCGCUCUUUGUACCAUAUAAACUUGUCCACUCAUCAAUGGCACGCUGUAAUACAAAGCAACUGAGCC